Messenger RNA from Pseudovirgaria hyperparasitica, 2204 nucleotides. Its product is annotated as MFS general substrate transporter. Gene Ontology annotation, cellular component: fungal-type vacuole membrane. Gene Ontology annotation, biological process: basic amino acid transport; transmembrane transport. Gene Ontology annotation, molecular function: basic amino acid transmembrane transporter activity. The record is from RefSeq and is a predicted model, not a curated record. The transcript has 4 exons. NCBI's taxonomy places the organism in Eukaryota, Fungi, Ascomycota, Dothideomycetes, Acrospermales, Acrospermaceae. Bases 157 to 1902 code for a protein of 581 amino acids.
CACGAUAAGUCCACUUUUCUAAUUUGUUAUUAAUCGCAGUAUGCCCACCUCCAACAGCGUGGGACUGGACACUCUUCAAAUUCGCCAUUGCAGCAACAUUGUGAUUGAACCUCGUCGAUUAGGAGCUCGCAUGGAACGAUUAAAACGUGUCAAACAAUGCCUCCAAAAUCCAUCAUGUCAGAUGGCCACUCUACAGAAACCUCCCCACUCUUGUCCAAGGAUUCGUCCCAAACCAUCAACCCCAAUGUUCUCGACUGCAGGGUCGGCAUUACCACUGAAACGUCUCAAUCUGUAGUACGUAACACAGCUAAUGCAGAAUCCUACAGCCCUCACACCAGAGAUGUCGAGAACCAGUCGGGUUAUGAAGUUCAGAAGUCACAACAGCAUCAGGGGCUGCCAGAAGUACGGAAACGUCUGAAGUACAUCAUUCCAGCUGUUGCAAUCGGGGUUUUCCUCGCUGCAGCUGAUCAGACAGUAAUCGUCUCUUCCUAUGGACUGAUUGGCACCGAUUUGAAGGCAUUGAAUAAGACGUCAUGGAUAGCAACAGCGUACAUGCUGACCUUGACCUCGUUUCAGCCCUUGUAUGGCAAGCUCUCGGAUAUCUUCGGACGCAAAGCUUGCCUCAUCUUCGCAUACACAGUAUUCGGCAUUGGUUGCUUGUGUUGUGGUCUUGCUCGGGAUAUUAACGAAUUGAUAGCCGCCCGGGCUCUAGCUGGAAUCGGUGGAGGAGGGAUGACUGCGCUCGUGUCAAUUCUCCUAUCCGAUAUUGUCACCUUACGUGAGAGGGGAAAGUGGCAAGGCUACAUCAACAUCAUAUACGCCAGUGGUGCUGCAACUGGAGCUCCUGUUGGUGGAAUUCUGGCUGAUUAUGUUGGUUGGAGAUGGGCAUUCAACGUACAGCCCCCGCUCUGUCUCAUCAGUAUUAUUGCUGUGAGCCUAGCUCUGAAGCUACCAAGGCAUAAUCGUGGAAGCUGGAAGGCCAAAGUCCUAAGGAUUGACUUCUUCGGUGCGAUUAUCCUCAUAACUGCCAUAUCGGCCUUCUUGAUAGCCCUGGAUCGAGGUAGUAAUCAAUCAUGGAAGGACAAAUGGACCAUUGUGAGUCUGGCCAUUUCACUUCCUCUCUUUGCUCUCUUUAUUCUAGUCGAGAGUAAGGUCGCAGCGGAACCAUUUGCACCUGGACAUAUCAUCUUCAGGAGAUCCAUGUUUGCUGGAUAUCUGGUAAACUUCUUCGCUUUCGGAGGCUGGCUUGGAGCCUUGUUCUACAUUCCUCUUCAUUUUCAGGUUGUCAACGAUUUGAGUGCUACGGAAGCAAGCCUGCGGUUGAUUCCUUCCAUCGUCUGCGGAGUAUCUGGCUCACUUACUGCGGGAUUCUAUAUGCAAAGGACCGGAAAGUACUAUUGGCUUACAGUGAUGUGCUAUACGAACUUGACGAUAGGGAUGUCCGUUGUGCUCCUCUGCUCUGGAAUUCUCUUCAAUUCUGUACCUGGUAUAAUGGUGGGCAUGUGCAUAUGUGCAUUCUCCAAUGGUAUCGGUGUGACUACGUCCUUGAUAGCUUUGAUUGCCAACUGUACUUACGAGGACCAAGCUGUCGUCACGGCGUGCUCAUACCUAUUCAGAUCUCUCGGUAGCGUCUUCGGCAUGUGCAUUUCUGCGAGUAUCACCAACUCAACACUCCGAACAAGUCUCAUGCAUGCGUUGAGCAAUGGCAAGGAUGGCGAGAGGAUUGCAGAGGGUGUGAGACAUAGCUUGGCAUAUAUUAGAACUCUUGAACCCUCACUUCGCGAAUUGGUGAGGAGCUGCUAUGGUUUGUCCACACGAUCUGCAUUUGGGUUCCAGGUUGCACUCGUCAUGGGAGCUACAGUAAGCGCAGUAUUCAUCAAAGAGAAGGCUCUGGGUACUUGAAAGAAGAGCGCGGGGACGAGAUUAGUGGGCAGCAGAGAAUGGCUGUGCCAAUGCUCGUCGAAAGCAUCAACAUUAUACAUUUUUAGAGGGUGUUAAUUGUUCGCAUUGGUGGUUUUUAUCUGGUAUUAGUACGCCUAGAUCCAGGUACCUUCUAUUGUCGCAUCAUAGAAAGCAGGGCGCGUCGAGGAGCUUCGGCAUAUUGUUGGAUUGUCCACUUGUCUCACAAUAUCUGUCCAGCCACUGUUAGAUACAAGCCUCGAUACAAUAACCGAGUCACAAUCAAGUCCAAUUCUCCUUCCUGG